Seminavis robusta is the source of this 576-nucleotide messenger RNA. NCBI's taxonomy places the organism in Eukaryota, Bacillariophyta, Bacillariophyceae, Naviculales, Naviculaceae. The record is from the annotation of a GenBank genome assembly.
AUGGGCCAGUGCCAGUCAAAAGAAACUGCUGUUCCUCCCGCAUACAUUGAAAUUGAAACUCCCAACGGAGCCUCUCGACCUUCCAAUGCAAAGGCAUCAAGCAACUCCUCAAAAGCCCAAAAGAGGAGGGCUUCUUCCCUUUCUACUACUUCAGAAACGGCCCGAAGCAGUGAUACCUCAUUGUUGGUAGGACAAGCGGAAACAUCGAAGAGAUCAGAUGCAAGACCUUCCAUCGAAGCAAAACCAUCCCUCCCCAACACCAUCUGUACUCAGCCAGUCAACAGGUUUCAUUCUACUAGCCCCAAGAGAACGGCUGCUCUGACUAAAAGAACGGCUGCUCUGAGACAUAGCGCUCCACCUAUCCCUGCAGCAUCCAUGCAGCAAAGGCCAGGUCUCCAACGGCAAAGCUCCUGGUUCACUCUUUCAUAUUCGUUCGGUGCAGACUCACACCACAGCUUGAGCUUUGAUGAGUUCGAGUAUGCUUCUAGCCGCAUCAACGACGACGAUUUUGGCAAUGAUGAAUCGGCCACGGAAGAACCAACGAUGAAUGAAGACUUGAGCUACUACCGGUACUAG